AUGAUUGAUGACAUUGUGUCGAUUGGUGCAUUGGCCAAGCGGCACAAGAUUGGAUGUCAUGUUGACUGCUGCCUCGGUUCGUUCCUCAUGCCGUUCCUUGAGCCAGCGGGCUUUGUGAGUGAACCAUUUGAUUUCCGCGUUGAUGGCGUGACGUCGAUUUCUUGUGACACACACAAGUAUGGCUUUGCGCCCAAAGGCUCCUCGAUCGUCAUGUACCACACGGAAGCACUUCGUCGGUACCAGUACUAUGUGUCGACCGACUGGGUCGGUGGCGUGUAUGCGUCGCCCACGCUCGCUGGCUCGCGUGCCGGUGCUCUCAUAGCAGGCGCCUGGGCUGCGAUGACGUCGCUUGGUCGCGAUGGUUACAUCCAGAGCUGCCGCGAGAUCGUCGGUGCUGCGAAGGAGAUCGAGAAGCGUGUGCGUGCUGAGAUUCCUGAACUGGUGAUUUUGGGCAAACCGCUCGUGAGUGUGUUGGCCUUUGCGAGUGCCGGUAACGUCAACAUCUACGAUGUAGGUGACCAGAUGAGCCGUCGUGGUUGGCACUUGAAUGCGCUCAGUGGCGACAUGCCUGCAUUCCACAUUGCUUGCACACGUCUUACAGUGCCUGUGGUCGAUCGAUUCGUGCAUGAUCUGAAGGAGAGUGUUGCUGCUUCUCGCUCUCGACCGUCCAAGUCGGGUGCCAUGGCUACAGUGUAUGGACUGCACACGACGACGCCCGUUGCUCCUAUGCUGCUGAAGGAAAUGGCCGCUCGUUACAUAGAUACGAUGUACAAGCUUGACAAAUCCGAGUAG
Malassezia globosa CBS 7966 is the source of this 792-nucleotide messenger RNA. RefSeq lists its product as uncharacterized. The transcript has a single exon. The coding region runs from base 1 to 792 and encodes 263 amino acids. Gene Ontology annotation, cellular component: endoplasmic reticulum. The record is from RefSeq and is a predicted model, not a curated record. NCBI's taxonomy places the organism in Eukaryota, Fungi, Basidiomycota, Malasseziomycetes, Malasseziales, Malasseziaceae. Gene Ontology annotation, molecular function: pyridoxal phosphate binding; sphinganine-1-phosphate aldolase activity. Gene Ontology annotation, biological process: sphingolipid catabolic process; carboxylic acid metabolic process.